AUGACGGUACCUAUGAUGAAGGAUAAGUCUAAGCCGAAGCGGGCCCUCUCUCCCUACGCCGUUUUCGUGCAAUCAAUGCGUGAUGAGCAUAAGAAGAAGAACCCGUCAGCAUCGAUUGAUUUUUCGACGUUUUCGAAGGAAUGCUCUGCCAAGUGGAAGGCUCUAUCUGCCAAGGAAAAGAAAAAAUAUGAAGAUAUCGCGGCGAAGGACAAGGAACGGUAUCAAAAGGCCAUGAAGAACUACACACCGCCCUCUAGUGAUGACAAGAAAAAGAAGAAGAAGGAUCCUAAUGCUCCGAAGAAGCCUAUGUCCGCUUUCUUCCUAUUCUGUCAAGAUGAACGUCCUAAGGUCCGAGAGGCUCAUCCAGAUUGGUCUGUUGGUCAAUGCGCAAAGGAACUCGCUUCUCGGUGGGAGCAAUGCAAGAAUAGGUCGAAAUAUGAAACUCAGGCUUCUCAGGAGAAGGCCAAGUAUCAAAAGGCAAUGGAAAAGUACAAUGCAAAGAAGGGCGAUGACAGUUCGUAA
This is a messenger RNA of Echinococcus granulosus, 522 nucleotides long. Its product is annotated as High mobility group-T protein. Lineage: Eukaryota; Metazoa; Platyhelminthes; Cestoda; Cyclophyllidea; Taeniidae. The record is from RefSeq and is a predicted model, not a curated record. Gene Ontology annotation, biological process: regulation of transcription by RNA polymerase II. The transcript is spliced from 3 exons. The coding region runs from base 1 to 522 and encodes 173 amino acids. Gene Ontology annotation, molecular function: DNA binding, bending.